This is a messenger RNA of Cheilinus undulatus (humphead wrasse), 816 nucleotides long. It is a transcript of the gene uraha, whose product is annotated as urate (5-hydroxyiso-) hydrolase a. The transcript is spliced from 4 exons. Lineage: Eukaryota; Metazoa; Chordata; Actinopteri; Labriformes; Labridae. The record is from RefSeq and is a predicted model, not a curated record. Bases 133 to 552 code for a protein of 139 amino acids. Gene Ontology annotation, molecular function: hydroxyisourate hydrolase activity. Gene Ontology annotation, biological process: purine nucleobase metabolic process.
UCUUACUGAUCCAGACACUCUGCCGUGACUAUGUGACAAAAUCAUAUGCUGUUAAUUAAACCAGAAAAACUGUAAAAUUACAUUAUUUGGUUGAAAGUGCUGACCCAGUUUGGAUUUCAUUCAUAAGUGCACAUGAGUGCGAACAGGCUGCAGCAAAUCAAAGGUCAUAUUCUGCCUGAAAGUAAGACUGCGGCAAUGGCAGGCUCACCAAGUCCUCUGACCACCCAUGUGCUGAACACUGCCAUGGGUGUUCCUGGUUCCAACAUGGUCCUCACUCUCUAUCGACAAGAACCCUCCACUAGCGUCUGGAGUUUGAUAACCACAGGAACCACUAAUGACGAUGGACGUUGCCCUGGACUCAUCACAAAACAAAUGUUUACACCUGGUGUGUAUAAAAUGCAUUUUGAUACUGCUCAGUACUGGGCGAGUAUGGGAGAGACCAGCUUCUACCCAUAUGUUGAGAUUGUUUUCACAAUAAUUGACCCUGGGCAAAAGUACCACGUCCCUCUGCUGCUGAGUCGUUUCUCCUACAGUACCUACAGGGGGAGCUAGAGAUCAAGCACCUGCGGGGACACCCUUAUCUAUCAGAUACUGUACAUCACAAGCACAGGGCAACUGUACCAUUGUCAUUUAAUCACUAAGUGAACUGACACACUUGUUAUUUUGAAUAAUCAUUCCAUUUAAAUUGUGUCUAGGACCUAUCUAUGUAAGUGGACUUAACCCUGACCUGCUUAAUGAAGUGUGAAGCUUCCUGUGAAAUGUGUUUGUGUUGUUUCCCAUAAAAUACGGUCCCUCUUUCCAAAUAAAAUGAAAAAA